GAGAGUUGUAAAUGAAGUUGUAAUUGCAUUGCAAUCCCAAUAUUUUUACAAUAUGGAAAUCAAUAGAAUUGUAUGAUAAGUUAACUAAGUUUUUCAAAGGCUAUUAUUUCAACCCUUUGUCUAUUACUUGCCUCUCUGACGGUAGUGAAUAACCUAUUAAUCCCGAAUCUAAACGAAUAUUCGAAAAGCUAAUCAUGUCUAAUACAAUUGUUCAGUAUAUUUUGUUACGUACUGACUUAUUGAAGGAGUUAGGAUGGUCAAUAGGAUCCGUGGUGGCGCAGGCUUGUCAUGCGUCUACCGCUGUUCUUCAUUUGUACAAGGAUGAUGAGACGACGAUAAAGUAUUUGGACGAUAUGGAUAAUAUGCACAAAGUAGUGUUAGAGGUGCCAAAUGAAGAGGCAUUGAAAAAGCUAGCAGAGAAAUUAAAAGAAAACUUCAUAUCUCACAAACUAUGGAUAGAACAACCUGAGAACAUACCAACAUGUAUAGCUUUGAAGCCAUAUCCUAAAGAAGAGGUGAAAAAGUUUGUAGGCAAAUAUAAAUUAUUAAAACUCCAAAUAAAUGGAGAAUAAAGCAUUUAUUAGUGUAAGUAUUACAAAUAUUUUAUUGAAUAAAUAAAUAUUUAUUUAUUUAAACA
Messenger RNA from Spodoptera exigua (beet armyworm), 637 nucleotides. Lineage: Eukaryota; Metazoa; Arthropoda; Insecta; Lepidoptera; Noctuidae. The record is from the annotation of a GenBank genome assembly.